CUGAAAAAACACCGUGUUUGUGUCUCUCACGUUGCACAGUAGAUCACGUGACCCAUCAGACUUGCAGUUAAAAUGUGUUUCAUUCAGUUUGGCACCGUGUGUCCCAUUUAUUACAAGCCUUACAGACACUUGAGAUAGAUGGCAGACACGCAGCUUUUAGAGCUAGACAGGCAAGGAUCUAAUUUAGGUCUUUUGGUUUUAAUGAUGGGGUUGGUCAGAGAUGGCUACUGUAGGAAGGGCUUUUAUUUCAGUGCAUUUUACUUGGAGUACUUACACAAGAUGGGAGCUCAGUCCAGCCCUAAAAACACUAAGAGCCAGCACCAGUGUCUUUCACAAAACAUGACAAUUAAUCUAAAGCCCCAUGUGAAUCUUUAUUUGAACAAAAGUGCUGGUUUUAUAACUAAAUGAGCCCAUGUAUUUUGUGCCAUUCUCUUAAUUUUGCUCCUGAGUUGCCCCUUCAAUUACUGUAUUUAGCUCUGGACAAUUAUGACUAAUGUAGCAAUCUGCAAGCACCAUAUUAUGUUGUUGCUGACCAAAUAUUUUUAAUUUAAUGCAUAAUAACAUAUAUUUUUUCCUGAAUAAUAUCGGUUCACUGCAGAGUAACUAUAAAUGCCAAAUAAUACAUAGUCGUGAAUUUGAAAGCAGUAUAAAAAUGUUUAAGGAAGCUUUUCCUGUAACUGCCUCAGGCGAAAUAUACUGAGACAGUUGAACAAAUAAUAGCCUUUUAAAAGUAGAAUUGAUGGUGAGGUUGCUGCACUGGAUUGAUACAUUAUGAAGCACCAGCGAGUGUAUGAGUUCCUUCUUACAGGAUGCUUCUUUUAAAAAAAACUUUUUGUCUUAUUACAUCCUUUCCAUUUUGAUGAUGCCUUUCCAUUGUGAAUUAUCUAAUAAAGUAAGGAGAUCAUCUUUAAAAUGGCACUUCCCAGAGGUGCAUGUGGGAUAUUGGUGUUUCAGUAUGAAAAGGGCAUUGACGUUCACCCCCCACCCCCACCACCUCCCUCCACCCACUCAUACAUGCUCAUAGAAGUCUCCAUGUAUUUGACUAAACUAGUCUAGGUUUAUUAAAAUUUAACAUAUUCGUAACUGUCAGAAGAAAUCAGUAUUUUACGCCAUUUGCAUGUACUUAUGAUUGUUUGCCUACAUACUGUCCUUCAGUUGUGUUUCUGCUCACACAGCUUCCCUGAUGGAAGCGCCUCUGUUUCCCCGUGAGUCCGGGCAGUUUAUAGCAGAGCGCAGUCAGGACGUGUUUGUGGAGGAUGAAGGAGUACAGAAGGUGGCGGAGAUGCUCUUCACUCUCCGACACAGUGAUGAUUUGACUGCCAGUGGCUGGAAAAAGGCAAAUCCAUUGGCUCCAGCACCCACCUCUGACCAGGCCUUAAACUGGGUGUUUGUAGUAGACACUAUGAACUUCUCCUUUUGGCCCGAGAAAGAAACUCAGCAGUGUGAGGUGACGUAUAAAGGAACCACGUACACUGGCUACAUGACCCUGUGUGCUGCCAUCACCAGGGCAAUGGAUGAAGGUAUACCGAUCACCGAUCCAAAGUACUUCUCUCAGAUAAGUGUGGACGAGCUGGCACAUGUGCUUCGAUCAGACAAUGAAACGCCGAUGCCAAUGCUGCAGGAGCGCCACAAGGUGCUGACUGAGGGCGGCUGCGUCCUGCUGGAACACGGCGGAAGCUUCCGCAGUUUUAUCAGCCAAGCCGGGAACGACGCCCAGAAGAUGGUGGAGUUGAUCGUGAAGAAGAUCCCAUCCUACAGGGAUGAAGCUACGUAUGAGGGGAGGAGAAUCUCAUUCUACAAGCGUGCCCAGAUCCUGGUGGCUGAUUUCUGGGGCGUCCUGGAAGCCAGAGGAGAGGGAAAUAUCACGAACAUGGACGGCCUCACUAUGUUUGCAGACUACAGGGUCCCACAGGCUCUUGUGUAUCUUGGGGCGCUGCGAUACUCUGAUGCACUGAUGCAGACGCUGAGGAAGGGCGAGCUGCUGUGUUCGGGGGACAGGAGGGAGGUUGAGAUCCGAGGUUGCUCAAUUUGGUGUGUGGAGCUGAUCAGAGAGCGCCUUCACAAGUUAGUGCAGGAGGGAGGCGGGCAAAGCUGCGACAUCAACGCCGUAAUCAUCGACUUCUACCUGUGGCCCUACGCCAAACAGCACCACAAAGAGAUGGCCCACAUUCCCAUACACCACACACGCUGUAUUUACUACUGACAGGCUCGCUGGCAGCAUCACAUACAGUGGUCUGCACCCCACAGCGUGCUGCCUUGGCACCGGUGCCCUGGGAUGAAGCCAAGCAUUUCUCUGCACCAGAUACGGCAUCUGUCUCGCUGUUCAGCGAACAGGUGUGACGCUCUAAUGCAGCACGCUCGUCUGUGUGGGCAGCAGCACUGUCAGAUCAAACGUUUCCUGUUGACGCGAUGCAACAGUUUAACAACAAAUGUGGAAAUACAAUAUUUUUCAGUGUAA
Betta splendens (Siamese fighting fish) is the source of this 2458-nucleotide messenger RNA. RefSeq names its product Q-nucleotide N-glycosylase 1 (gene qng1). The record is from RefSeq and is a predicted model, not a curated record. Bases 1184 to 2203 code for a protein of 339 amino acids. NCBI's taxonomy places the organism in Eukaryota, Metazoa, Chordata, Actinopteri, Anabantiformes, Osphronemidae. The transcript is spliced from 6 exons.